AGAGGCGCGGGUGUUUGGCUACGUCACUGGGGCGCUACAGUGCCUGGAGCUGGGCAGUCUUCUAGUCAGAGUGGGGACUGGUAACAGCGACCUCCCCGCCAGGUCCUGUGUGUUGCCGGCUAAAGAAGGGUAGCUGAAAAAUUCAGACACAGCACAGUGUUUAUCUUGGUCAAAAAUAGAAAACUAUGUCUGGCGCGGCCGAGGCGGGAGGACCCUUCAGGCCAAGAGCAGCCUAGUAACAUGGCGCAACCCCAUCUCUGUAGUCCUACCUCAGCCCCCCAGCUACUUGAACCCAAAAGUUCAAGGCUCCAGUGAGCUAUGAUCCCACCACAGCAUUCCAGCCUGCGAGAUUGAGGUGGCUAUCUUCAUUGAAAGUUUUUUCUCAAAAGCCUUAAAAUAGAACAUAGUUCUUGGCAGCAAUUCGAAAGUUAUUUGAGGAGAAGGGGAGACUUACAAUGAUGAUUCGAAUGAAGCAAACUAAAAAGUAAUGAAGCAAGACAGAGGAAAAAGCAGUAUUCACUUGAGCACAUCCCAAAAGAAUAACAUUUCAAAUGUAACUAGAAAAAAAUGAUGAUUAUUCCCCACCUUCUAAGAGACAAAGACCAACGAGCCACCACAGCCACCAGUCCCAGAACCCGCCAAUGCUGGGGAACGGAAAAUGAGGGAGUUCAACUCUGGCCCUCCCAAUCCAGUGGAGGAGACGAAACUCAUCUGCCUCUCUCCCUCUGGGCACGCCUCAUGCCAGGUGCAUCUGUGGACAGGGGCCAUGCUCCUGCGCUUCCAAAGUUGGAGAAAGCUGCCAGGCUCAAGUCUGAAGGCCACAAUUCUACAGUAAGUCCUGCUGAGUCAAGGUGGGAGCAGGCUCGGUGGCUUCCGAGGCUCUGCGGGAGAAUCCGUUUCCUGGCCGUGGAGGUGGCCUGCUCUCCUCAGCUGGUGCUGCCCGUCUCAAAUGACUGGAGAUUCCUGCUCUGUCACUACACCUCCCACCCUCUCCAUCACCUGCUCUGCUCUUAUAAGGAUCCAGAGAAAUGGAAUAAUUGUAUCGCUGAUCUACAUAAACAAAUUGAAGAAUUGUCUGAAAGAAAAUAUGCUCGAGCUGUAAAAGCCAAAGGUCCGGUGAUGAUCCCAUACCCGUUUUUCCAGUCUCAUGUUGAAGAUUUUUAUGUAGAAGGCCUUCCCAAAGGAAUUUAUUUAUUUAUUUUUUUUUUGAGAUGGAGUUUUCACUCUUACCGCCCAGGCUGGGGUGCAAUGGCGUAACCUUGCUGGUCACUGCAACCUCUGCCUCCUGGGUUCAAGAAAUUCUCCUGCCUUAGCCUCCCAAGUCGCUGGGAUUACAGGUGCCCACCACCACACCAGGCUAAUUUUUGUAUUUUUAGUGGAGAUAGGGUUUCACCAUGUUGGCCAGGCCAGUCUCGAACUCCUGACGUCAAGUGAUCUUCCCGCCUCAGCCUCCCAGAGUGCUGAGAUUACAGACGUGAACCCAUGCCUGGCCAGGAAUUUUGUUUUUUAGGAAGGCUUUCUACUAAUGGAAUUCCUGGCCUUGAGAGGAUAUUACUUUCGAAGGAAAGGAUUUUUUUGUUAUUAAAAGAGCCACCUAAGCUGAAGAUUCCCUUGAGAACAAGUACUGUCCUGUGGUUUCGUGGCCUUUCUUCCAUUUGUGGUUCUUGCGAAGUGGAAUUUAAAUGACAUCUUAUCAAGAUGGAUAAACCCUAGUUUCCCAGUGCUGGAAUAUAGAAAAUGGAUGGACAAGUAAAUCCCACUCAGCACCCAUAGUCCAGGCAUGGGGACCUCAACACACCUGAGCCCCAGACAUCACCUUUCAUUAAUGUCUUUUUGUCACUUCUAGCUGGACCUACCAUGAAAGACUUCUGAAUCCAGGAAGAGAGACUGACUGGGCAACAUGUUAUUCAGGUACAAAAAGACUUGGACUGUAACUCAAAAAUGAUCAAAUAAUAGUGCAUGCAUCAAGUGCAAUGGGAAGCUCUUCUGGAGAGGGAGAGAAGCUUCCAG
Messenger RNA from Pongo pygmaeus (Bornean orangutan), 2010 nucleotides. RefSeq lists its product as uncharacterized. Bases 568 to 1257 code for a protein of 229 amino acids. Lineage: Eukaryota; Metazoa; Chordata; Mammalia; Primates; Hominidae. The transcript has 9 exons. Gene Ontology annotation, molecular function: DNA-binding transcription factor activity. The record is from RefSeq and is a predicted model, not a curated record. Gene Ontology annotation, cellular component: nucleus.